AUGGGCAACUAUUUGGCGGAUGGGAUAUAUCCUAGGUGGCUCGUCUUUGUGAAGACGAUCAGAUGCUCAUCUGAUGAAAGGAAUGACUACUUUGCGGAACUGCAGGAGUCGGCGCGCACGGACGUGGAACGGGCAUUUGUCGAAUAUGAAGGUGUACAGCUGAUUAGUUGGGCCAAUGACGAUGCUGAUGAAGCCAGUCCCAGCCACGACGUGGUUACCCCCAACGUACGAAUGAGAGUACCUCACUAUGAAGUCGGCCGCCUCAAGGAACAUGCCGACAUGCGCCAAGUUGAUGCUCAUAUUCGACUCCAAAAGGAUUUAAUUGAAGAGUUGUGGGCGCGGAAGACUGAACGACGAUAG
Messenger RNA from Salvia hispanica, 360 nucleotides. RefSeq lists its product as uncharacterized. The record is from RefSeq and is a predicted model, not a curated record. Lineage: Eukaryota; Viridiplantae; Streptophyta; Magnoliopsida; Lamiales; Lamiaceae.